AUGCUUGACGAGUCGUGUAAUAUUGAGGAUAAACAGCUGCUUCAGCACACUUUGAAUGAACUGAACGCAAGCUACGAAAAGCGUGAGGCUCUAUCCAGCAGCUAUUUCACCCAACUGCCUAGGGAUCACACCGACCUUCCAACCGCUCAGUCAUUGGUUGAGCCUGUCGAUCCGACCAAUGCUGAGUCAAAUUCGAACUAUGCCACGUCCGUAUUUACCCUCCUCACGGAGGCUUCGUGCCCUGCCAAGUCAGCCCUCGUGACCGGAUUAUAUCUUCCAAUCAACGUGCCAGGCGAUGAGGCCUUAUCAGCCGAAUGCGGCCGAGAAGAGGUCGGGCCAUCGUACCACGUGGCGCCAAGACGUCAGUCGGAGAGCCUCUACUUGGGCCUGAGACCAGAUCAAGUUAUGCGAGGCGUGACGUCACGCCAAAGCCAGCCAAGCCUGUACAGUCCUGUUGAUGGGCCGGUCAGUGCGUGUAGAGAUGACGGACAUCAGAACGAAUUAAAUCUCUCCACCGGAAUGAACACACGUGAAGAAGGAGACCCGACGGGCCGACGAAGGGUGAUGCGGUUGGAGGGAGACGGCGAGACAGAGAGAGAGGGAGAGACUGAGGGUGAGAGCGAGGGCAGUUGUGACGAGAUAGUGAAGCUAGACGAGCGAUCCACUUUCAACGGCAAACGGCAGAACCAGUACUUGUCGGGCCAAGUCUGCUGGUCGCCCAGUCCCCCUGCCCCCACCUACGCAUCCACACCGUUGGCGAGUAAGAACACAGGCUCAUCUGACUCUUGCAUCCUAUCCACCAAUCAAAAUCUAACCUCACCCUUGCAAGUCACCGACCUAUCCAGGCAGGUGGACGGCGGUGUUUUGACUGUGCCUUCGUCACAGAUGGGCGCAUGUACAGGCAAAAAGUCACCAUCUCCCAAUAACCUCAUACACACCUCCGGUAUUGUAUGUCUAGACAGCGGAAAUUCUGACUCAAUUCGCACCACUCCUGACGAUUCAUCUUCUCUUGCCACAUUCAGUCUGAAUGACAUCAACGGUGCACCGGAUUCACAGGCCAAAUUGGCAGGAUUACCACUGACUUAUUUGGUCAGCGCCAAUCAGCACAAUCCGUACACGUCAAGUGAUUCAGUCCCACAUUUGGUGUCUGGCUGUUUACUUCACUCGACCGGUGAGCCGGCUAAUCAACAAAUCGCCAAAUUCUCAACUGACCUGUCUCAUCCUCACUUUAUCUCAUCUCACACCAAUUGUAAAUAUGAUGCUUUACCGUCAAUACAGCCGUUACCCUCGAUAAAUGUUGUCUCGGAGAAGUUCGCCUCCGUGCAGUCAUGUGGCAGUCUUGAACACACGACAAUCAGGGACGGCAAUGACGAUUGCGAGAAUGGCCUACUUCUCGGCUUUGCGUCACCCUCGUCCGCAGCACUCGGCGUUCCCAACAACCCCGUGAGUGCGACGGCAAUGAAUUUUGUUCACUCAUUGUACUCAUCAGCGCCAGAUUAUAUUCAAUCAAGUGGUGAUGGUGUCCCACUCGUGCGUAAUCACUUCGGAAGAUUGGAGUUUAAAUCAAUGUGGGGCAACGGAGACAUUGAUCUAGCCAAUACUCCAAUGGCGACAGGGCCGAUUACACAAAAUCUGGCCCGAGAGGCCGACUAUGGUGAAACCGGAGCUCGUAGCUACUCGGGAGAAGGGUCAACUGAAGAAGAGGCUCAUCUACACAUUUCCCCUUCACGGCACUCGGAUCACAGUCGAGAACUGCAAACCCAGCAUAUGAUGCCAUCAGGACAACAGCAUCAGCAAGCGCAGCAGCAACAAAUUCCUAUGACCAAUUCGUUGUUAGAUAAGCCGAACGACCUAGGCGAGGCCGGUACACCUCGGCCUAAUUACUCCGAGGAAGACCUGGCUGGUGCACGAAAUGCAAUGCUCUUGUCAGGCCAGACUGCCGGGAUUGUAGACGUUAGACCUCAGACAAAUCCAAUUUACUAUGCACCAUUCGCCUGCCAACACGAGAUGGAUAUGAAACCGGAACUAAAGAGCUCAUUGACAGGUAGAUUUAAUAUAUUUGAAGGAGCAUAA
Messenger RNA from Protopolystoma xenopodis, 2073 nucleotides. The record is from the annotation of a GenBank genome assembly. Lineage: Eukaryota; Metazoa; Platyhelminthes; Monogenea; Polystomatidea; Polystomatidae.